This is a messenger RNA of Hydatigera taeniaeformis, 2091 nucleotides long. NCBI's taxonomy places the organism in Eukaryota, Metazoa, Platyhelminthes, Cestoda, Cyclophyllidea, Taeniidae. The record is from the annotation of a GenBank genome assembly.
AUGGCAGACAAGCGGAAGCUACAGUGUGAUAUUGAUAGAACGCUGAAGCGAGUACAGGAAGGGCGCACUGCAUUUCAGGAGAUCCUAGAUAAGUUCGAAAGCUCCAAUAACCAAACUCAAAAGGAGAAAUUCGAGGCUGACCUUAAGAAAGAAAUUAAAAGGCUUCAGCGUUUCCGAGAUCAAAUUAAGACUUGGCAUACUUGUAACGACAUAAAGGAUAAGCGGCCACUUCUGGAAGCUCGGAAAUUGAUUGAACAGGAUAUGGAAAGAUUCAAAGUCAUUGAGAAAGAGACAAAGACCAAAGCUUAUUCAAAGGAAGGCCUUCUCUCCGCUGAUGCAAAGAAGGACCCGCUGCAAAAAGAGAAAGAGGAGCUAGAUGAAUGGCUCAAACAAUCAAUUUCUGCUUUGCAGAAUAAAUCAGAAAGGUACGAGUAUGACUUAGAAACGCUGUCCACUACUGGCAAGAAGAAGCGUGUUGAUAAAGAGAAAGCUGCUCUUUUGGAGGAGAAGAAGCAGAAGCUGGAGUUCUGUGCAUAUCAUAUCGAAAAGCUCGAAACUGUUAUGCGCCAUUUGGACAACGAACGUCUUGAUUUUUCGAAAGUUCGAUCUCUAAAGGACCCCAUCGAGUAUAUAAUUGAAUCAAUUGAUGAUGCUAGUAUGGAAGAUUAUCGGUCCUUGUAUGAAGAUAUGCAUUUAGAAGACAUAGGAGAUGGCUCGAUCGUGACACCAAAUGCUUUGGUUGCUCCGGGCUUUCUCGACUACGAGUUGAGUUCUACAGCCGCACCUUCGACUGUCACUAAAACUGGAAAUGGUGAUGAUUUAACACCUUUUAGUUCUUCGCUGCCUCCCGGUUCUUCUGCUUCCUCAAACGCUUCCUCUCGAGAGCGACCAAAGACCUCUCUAGAAGAGAAGUACAUAAUCAAUCCCACUUCCCUAUCCUCUACUAGUACUCCGGUAAAGGAGAAGAGGGAAAAGAGUACUAAGUCACAACCAGCUUCCGCAUUCGUCAACCAAACGCUCCCUUCCUCCUUCCAGUCGACUGGGCCUUCAACUACCACUCCUUCGUCGAAUAAGAAAUCUUUCGCAGGUGCUGCUGCCAAGCAUCAGCAAUCUGAGGUCUUGAAGCCAGAAUCGGAUAGGCUAACAGUUUUAAUUUCUGAUGUUGCUCCAGCUUAUCGGGAAAACUACGCAAAAGUUGCUGGGGAUUCAAAAAAGGAUAAAUCUAAGAAGGAGCAGCAUCAACAGCAUGAGUCCGAUCCCAAAACUGCUCUCUCUUCUUCGUCUGCUACUCCUAUUAAAAAUGAAAAACGAAAAGCCGAAGAAGUCAAAGAGAGAGCUCAGAGCAGCGACUCUACUGUGGCCAUGAUUAAGCUUCCAUCUCCUGCCCAGACGCCGUCUACUACUGUAGAUACGACUUCCGCUUCCGUUGCACCACCUUCGAGUUCAGUUUCACUUUCUUCGGUCACGUCUAAGUCCUCUACACCCACCUUUAACGUCGCCUCUACCUCUCAAGUUCCGACAAAUGCUAAUGUCGCUCCAUCUGUGAGCAACCAGCAACAGGAGCAACAAUCUUCCCCCACUUUCGUUCUUGUUCAUCCUCGUGAUGCUUUGGCGCCUUUCCGUAAUCAGCAGCUGGACAAACAACGUACGCUUCCUCCGGAGCUUCGAGCACAAUUGCAAGGGUUGGAGAUCGCGUUUCGGCGCUCACCACUCCCCACCGACAUUUUUAAAUCGCGCAUGCUCGUUACCAAAAGACCAAUAAAUGUGCCCAGCUUUUUUCCGUUGGAGCCAAUCAAAGGGUACGACCUAGAAGAGUGUUAUAUGAAGAUGGAUGCACAGACACUCUUCUUCAUCUUCUACUACUUCGAGGGCACAAGAGCCCAGUACUUUGCGGCAAAGGCACUCAAGCGCAUGUCAUGGCGCUUCCACACCAAAUACAUGUACUGGUUCCAGCGUAAUGAGGAGCCUAAACAAAUCACCGAUGAGUUUGAAUCGGGAGCUUAUGUUUUCUACGAUUUCGAAACCAUGAGCCAACGGAAGAAGGACGAGUUUGUCUUCCUCUAUAGCUUUCUCGAGGACAAUGAUUUAUAG